This is a messenger RNA of Amphibalanus amphitrite, 1202 nucleotides long. RefSeq names its product EEF1A lysine methyltransferase 2-like. The transcript has 7 exons. Bases 54 to 746 code for a protein of 230 amino acids. Lineage: Eukaryota; Metazoa; Arthropoda; Thecostraca; Balanomorpha; Balanidae. The record is from RefSeq and is a predicted model, not a curated record. Gene Ontology annotation, biological process: peptidyl-lysine dimethylation; peptidyl-lysine monomethylation. Gene Ontology annotation, cellular component: cytoplasm. Gene Ontology annotation, molecular function: protein-lysine N-methyltransferase activity.
UACAUUUCAUUUUCGUUGCGAAACUUGGCCACGUCCGCAGAAUACCUACCUACAUGGCAAUGGAUGGUUCGGAAGAAUUGGAUGGCUCGGAGCUGGGAACAAAAGCAUUCUGGGAUGCAGCAUACAGCAGGGAGGUGGAAAACUUCAAAUCACACAAGGAUGUGGGAGAGGUUUGGUUUGGAGAGGACAGCAUGGACAGGGUCAUCAGAUAUGUUGAGAGAUGUGAUGAAAUAACUGAGUCAUCAUCCAUUUUGGAUGUUGGAUGUGGAAAUGGACUCUUCCUUAUUGAGCUGGCGUGUGCAGGCUACACAGACGUGACCGGGGUCGACUAUGCUGCAGACGCCGUGAAAUUAGCGCGCAUGGUGGCAGAGGACAAGAAGGUGGCGGUCACUUUCGAGACGGCAGAUUUUAUGUCGGUAUCGACAUCGGAGUCUGCCGGGACGGAGCUGCCGGCCUGCCUGAGGCGCCAGUAUGACGUCGUCCACGACAAGGGCACAUAUGACGCCGUCAGUCUCAGCCCGGACAAUCCCAAGGAGGAGCGCCUCAGGUACAUUGAGAGCGUGCGGCGUCUUGUGCGUCCCGGCGGUCUGCUGCUUAUCACCUCCUGCAACUGGACUGCCUCAGAGCUGACGGCACACCUGUGCCCCACCUUCCUGCACGUGAAGACUCUGCCAACGCCCAGCUUCUCGUUCGGAGGAUGCUCCGGUAGUGUGGUGUCCAGUCUGGUCUUCCGCCGACCCGACUGAGUGACCCGCGCCGCCGGGGCCUCGUGCUCCAGAGUCACUGACCAAAGGAGGGAUUAAGCUGCCGCUGCUGGGGUUAUUACCGAUCUGUUGGUGCAACCAUAACAUAAGAUCUAUAUUAUGUUGUCUAUGGUUGAUGAAAAGGGUAUGCUGAUGUCCUUUUUUAAUAUGAUAAAAUGUGAUGCAACAUAUGCUGGUCGCAACGUUGUUGUAACUUGUAUGUUUUUAUAUUGCUUCACACGUCAUGCCGAAAAAAAAUAUCCGAAAUUGACGGAGUUACUUUGCCAUUUGUAGGAUAAAUAAUACAAAUAUCCAAAUGCCGUUCAUAUAUGUAUCUGUAGUAAUGUACUGCGCUGUUUUCCUGCAUUGACGACUUAUUACGAUCGGAACAGAUCUCAGUUGUAAUACUAUAAUUAGACAACCUACAUGCACAUGAGUGCAAUAAAUUAGAUGUCUUCG